AGUCAGUCCCGGUCCGGACUUCAUCGCGGUAAUAUUGCACGCUCGAUCGUAGCCGGCGCCGUUCGUACGCGCUUCUUCCCUUCGUGGACCAUCAAUUAAACCGCAUCGAAACUAAUUUUUGUCGAUCGUUCGCGAAUGUUCACGACCCGUCGUCGAUCCAAUGAUUCUGUAUCGCGAUUAAUCGGAGCACCGCGGUGCCCAUAUUGUAACGGGAAACGAGGCCCAGUGAAAUUCUACGCGCUCCCUAAACAGUGAAAGUUUCGAAUCGACGGAAUAGAGAUAGAAAGAGACUGAGAACGUUGUGUAAAUUUUGGAGAAAUGAUCGACGAUGCGAUCUAGAGUAUCUCCGCUCGCGGAUUGUUAUUCUUAAUUCGAUUGACCGUGGAUUUCGUCGGUCCAGUGCGGAUUCGAUAAGAACCAGUGACAGGUAGCCAGAAUAUUCAGUGAGAAUCGAAUGCAAAGUCGCCGGCGGAACGCGGGAAUCGAUCUCGAGGCGCUUCGAUUGAUCGUUGAGGGGACAGUCUGAACGGAAGGAGGAGGCCAACGAUGCCAGAGACGGAAGCAAAAACAUAGAAAUCGCUUCGUCGCCAGGCUGCGAGGAUUCGAUCGAUCAGGAUAUCGCGCGCGUACACAGACUCACGGAUAGCGAUGCGGUUGCAUUCCGCGGCAACGAUCCUUCCGCAUAAUCACUGACGCUCUGCAAGAUGCGAAGCGAGGUAGGAGAAUGGCUGCCCACCUACGUAGGUUCACCGAUAUGCAUCCUGUUGCUGUCAUGGUCGCUGCUGAUCUAUCAAAAUCAGCCAUCUUCGGCGAAAAGGAGGGUCGACGUGUUUACGGUGGCCAUUCUCUCCGAGAGUCUCGCGCAUCAACUUGGACUCCUUUUCUACGCGAUCCUUACUCUCAUUCGGCCGAUUAAUCACUUUGGAGAGUUCUGCUCGACUCUAGUCUGGAUGCUGAACUCGUCCAGCAUCCUCCAGGAACUGACGUUAACCUCGAUCGCGAUCUUCACCGCGAUCAGCACCAGAGACGAGGGUCUACGCCUCACGAAAAACCACCUCAAGUAUCACCUGGUCAGUCUCAGCGUGAUCGGUGCCUGCGUCGGUGUGACGGGCGUUCUGAACUUUGAACCGGAACUCUGCGUUUUCAUGGCCCAGGAGAUUUCCAUCAAAUAUGGCGUCUUCGUCAACUCCCUGCGGUGUUUGUUACUGUUGACCACGCUGAUUAGCUUGUUGGCGGCUUUGUUCAGAAGCGUCUGUCGCACGCGAAAGGCAGAACUGCUGAAGUCAGUGUCGGAUCUGUCGGAGACCAGCUCGAAGAACUCCUCCGGGGCGUUCGAAUGUCAUCCGCAGCACUGGGAUCCUUCCAGCGGAUCCUGCACCAGCGGAUCUACCAACAGUAGAGCCUGUCUCAGGAAGAAGAGAGUCCAGGUGGACGAGGCCAGUGGGAGAUCCACCAUUUACAGCAUCCUCUUCGUCUGCUACGUCUUUCAACAUUUGCCUAUCUUGGUGAUAUCCAUCAUGCCAAAGCUUCUUAUGGAUUUCUGUACACCCCAAAAUCUCGCGACUUGGUUACCCCUGGUGAAAGAUACCCUGUUACCAGUGUUCCUGGCGCUUUUCGACAAAAUGUUUUGUCGGUACGUAGCGAAGGUCUACACGAAGCAAGAUCACGCGAGAAGAUUGUCGCACGGUGGUAUAGACGGCAAGUUUCGUCAUUUCGAGCAGGACGCCGAGUACAAGUUGCAGCUGAACCUAAAUCAUGGCUUAAAGUUUCCAUUGACCAACGGAAGCCUCUACGGGAGAUUACACAAUCAUCAGAACAGAGGAAAGACUGGAACCAUCACAAUGGGCAUACAGCAUUAUCCCAGAACACAGUCCCUAAACGAGGAUAGCAAUUACGCUUCUCUUCCCGCGGAGCUGUCGUCCAUCACCAGUUCAACUUUCGAGCCGCGUCAGGACGCGAACACGGUUGAAGCACCGAAGAAAAUCACGAUGGAACAGCAGAGCAAACGUCCAAGACCGAACGAGAGUUUCCAAGAGCUGCCUAUCUGUCGCCGGAAAAUCGGUAGCACGGACGUCUUUGGACAGAAUAUGGAGAACCUUGUCCAGCUGGAAGAUCCCUGCAGCAAACAUAAGUUUACCAAAAGUCUGGACGAGAUACGAGAGGAACCGCCGAGAAGACACGCGAGGAGCGUGCUGGGUUUGGAGAAUUUAAUGGUGGGAUUGGACAACAACCUCCAGGAACAGCAGCAGCGUUACCCUAGAAUCGCCCUGCGGAGAAAUCAGAGCUUCGAUCAUGCUCGAUGCCAAUCGUAUCAUCGACCAAUCCUCGACUCAAGGUCGUACGAUUUAAAGAAGCAGGAUCAGAGGAAGGAGCAACAGAACGCGCAGAAACAAGAGGUCCAGGGAGGUGCAGACGGAUACGAAACCUCCGACGAUGAGAGCUGCGAUAUGGAAAACGGGGACUUUGACACAAUGAGCUCCUGCAGAAGUCGAAGCAGAAGCUGUUGCUCCGUCACCACCGUGGCAAACGACGAUUUUGAAUAUUUCCAACGUAAGGGAACCAAGGUGGAGCUGUUGCCCUCGAAGAGAGCCAGUGAGGUAAAGGUCAACAUGCGAUCUUUCACGCCGAGGAUCAUCGAGAACGGGACGAACGACCGCGACGAGAGGAGGAGCAAGACGGACGACACGAAGCCGAGCAUACAAUCCUAUCACCUGAAGCAGAAAAGGAUAGGGCCUGGCUACUCGAUGAACGACUUGGACAAGCUGACCGUGGACGGUAAACUGCCCGAUCUAUCGAUAGAGAGCCUGAAGAGCAUCCUGACCAACCCCGGAGUUAGUUACCUGGACAAUGGGGACAUCUGCAGGCACGACAUUGGUGGUUCCGUGCCCGAUUUCAAAAAGAUUUUCGUCACGGAGUUCAUAUGAUGCGACCAUUAACAUUUUUCAAUACCUAUGCGUAUCGUAGAGCACAUUUGUCGAUUCCGAGUCUAUACGAACCGCUCGCGAUUUAUAUCCUGGCUGUAUAUUCGAGUAAAUUGCACCGAGAAGACUGUACAAAGUGUUCAUGUAAAGUAAGGAGGUACCUUCUGUUAGAACAGUUGGAAUCGAUUCUGUAAAAACGUUGGUUGCGCGAAGGAAGAAACGAAUAUUGAAAGGACUGUAGAAAGUGUUUUUUUGUAAAUUGAGAAAGCUUCUUUUGUUGAAAGAGUUAACGCUGAUCUUGUGAAAAUAUUGCCGGAAGAACAAAGUGAAUUGAUCGUUGAGCCUACGUCUGGACGUAGAUAAGUUUUGGAGGGACUGUAUAAAAUUUUCUUACGAAUUAAGAGAAUUUCUAUUGUUAAAAGAGUCGUAAGAACGUUGAUCGACUAGAAAACGAAGAGAAUGAACUGCUGGAUCCAUAAUUAAAUGGUGUAGUUUGCAAGGACUCGUAGAAUUUGCAUGGAAUAACAAUGGAAGGUCUGUAUAAAGUAUAUUUGUAAAUUAAGAAAGCUUCUUUUCUUAGAAAAUUCAAAAUCUACCCUGUUCGAAUAUUGUUAAAUUUAAAAAAGAAAUGAAUCAAUUGUUGGACUUAUAUCUAGGAGUAACUUGACAAUGUAGAAUUUCUAUGAAAUAAUGAAAAGACUGUAUAAAGUGUUUUUUUUUAAAUUAAAAAAGUUUCUUCCGUUAAAAGAGUCGUACGAUGAUUGACUAAAAGAUGAAGCGAAUAAACUAUUGGAACUAUCGGAAUAACGAUAGGUCUGUACAGAGUAUAUUUGUAAAUUUCAUAGAAAAAUUAUGAUCGACCUUGUAAGAAUAUUAUUAAUCCGAAAGAAUAACUUGUGGAUUUACUUUUAGGCGGAAUAGCGUUUGUCGAGACUCGUAGAAUUUCGACGUAAAGACUGUGCAGUGUUCUCGCAAAUUAAGGAAGCUUGUUGUUAGGAAAGCAAGGAUAUAACCUCGAUAGAAAUCUGAGCUAAUCUCCUGCAGUUCCUCUAUGGCGGAGAUCUAGAAAAUUAUAUAACUGCCACGCGGAAGUAGUUGAAUUGGAAAGUUAGCGAGCGCAACGGGUCGAGUUGAAGAAGUCAUUAAUUAAUCGAGUUUCUUUCCUUUUUCUGCGUUCGUCCGAUAAGAAUCGCUUCUUCGAAGCUCGCGCUAAUGCGAUGAAAGCUAUGAUUAAACUGCGGAUGUUUAUGCAAGGAAUGUACAAGAAAUACUGUUUCCGUUUAGUCCGUACAAAUUGCCGACAAUUAAUUCUUACACAAACAACUUCAAGUUGUCCAUAUUGGGACGCGCCAUGGCGUUGAAAUGGCAGAAAGUAGAAUACAAAUUUUAUUUGAACAAAUUAAGUAGUUUCAAGGAGUCUUUUCACUGUUUCUUUCGUGGCUUUAUGCAUAGCUAUUUCGAUCAAAAGGAUAUUCCUUAAAAUGCAUUUUGACCCAAAUAGAUUUGGAAAUGAUUUAAAAAACAUAAAAUUAAUUUAAUAAUCAUUGUAGGAAAAAUCAGAAAGUCAA
Messenger RNA from Colletes gigas, 4489 nucleotides. RefSeq lists its product as uncharacterized. The record is from RefSeq and is a predicted model, not a curated record. The transcript is spliced from 8 exons. NCBI's taxonomy places the organism in Eukaryota, Metazoa, Arthropoda, Insecta, Hymenoptera, Colletidae. Bases 705 to 2924 code for a protein of 739 amino acids.